AUGGGUUCGCAGAAGGUGCUGUUCGUUGCGGCACUAGGGUUGCUGUACCUGUCGAGCCAAUACUCCCCCAUUCUAUCCGCUGUGGCUUUUGCAAUUAUAGGGUUCGUGUGCACAAAUGCGCUUAUUCCGCGGGUCGGGGACUCGUUUAUCAAGAUUGGUCUGUUCGGUAAGGAUAUGAGCAAGCCCGGUAAGCCUGUGAUACCGGAGACCAUUGGUUCAGUGGCAGCUGUCGUGUACCUGUUUGUGAUGAUGUUCUUUAUUCCGUUCAUUUUCUACCGUUACAUGGUUAUUGGCACAUCCGGUGGUGGUCACAGAGACGUGGCAAGGGAAGAGACCGCACGGGAGUCCUUCUUCCCACAUAACAAGUUGUCAGAGUACUUGAGUGCGAUAUUGUGCCUCGAGUCCCAAGUUAUGCUGGGUGUGGCUGAUGACCUCUUUGACUUGCGUUGGAGACAUAAGUUUUUCCUCCCUGCAGUGGCAGCUAUCCCUUUGCUGAUUGUUUACUACGUCGAUUUUGGCGUCACUUACGUUCUAGUACCACAGUUCUUACAGAAAUACGUGCAUUUCACCAGCAUAGACCUGGGAGCCCUGUAUUAUAUCUACAUGAGCGCGAUGGGCAUCUUCUGUCCAAACUCAAUAAACAUCCUGGCGGGUAUUAACGGGUUGGAAGUGGGCCAAUGUAUUGUGCUGGCCAUACUGACACUAUUGAACGAUGCAAUUUACCUAACUGUAGGAGCAGAGGCAUCUAAGGAAGCUCACAGAUUUUCUACAGUACUAAUUUUGCCGUUCUUAGGUGUAUCACUAGCACUAUAUAGAUGGAACAAGUGGCCUGCUAAAGUAUUUGUGGGUGACACUUACUGCUAUUUCGCAGGUAUGGUAUUUGCAGUGGUCGGUAUACUAGGGCACUUCUCAAAGACCAUGUUGCUGUUGUUCCUACCACAGAUCGUUAAUUUCCUAUACUCAUGUCCACAGUUGUUCAACAUAGUUUUCUGUCCAAGACAUAGACUACCCAGAUUCAACGAAAGUGAUGGCCUACUAUACCCAUCAAGAGCGGACUUGAAAGAAAACCCACCAAAGGGUUUUUUCGUUCCAGUGCUGAGGUUAUUACAUGUCCUACAUCUCAUAGAUUUGGAAUUUGACAAGGACAACAAUAUCGUUAGUUGCUCAAAUAUGACGAUGAUUAAUUUGUUACUAGUUUGGUUUGGCCCACUAAGAGAAGAUAAACUUUGUAACAGAAUUCUUAUUAUCCAAUUCAUGUUCGGACUAUGUGCAUUAACGGCCAGGCAUGCUGUUGGAACACUGCUGUUCGGCAAUGACAACUUAUCCAGCAUUCGUUUACAAUAA
Molecule: messenger RNA, 1344 nt
Organism: Nakaseomyces glabratus
Lineage: Eukaryota; Fungi; Ascomycota; Saccharomycetes; Saccharomycetales; Saccharomycetaceae
Gene: ALG7
Product: UDP-N-acetylglucosamine--dolichyl-phosphate N-acetylglucosaminephosphotransferase
Biological process (GO): dolichol-linked oligosaccharide biosynthetic process; protein N-linked glycosylation
Cellular component (GO): membrane
Molecular function (GO): UDP-N-acetylglucosamine-dolichyl-phosphate N-acetylglucosaminephosphotransferase activity
Source: RefSeq, a predicted model, not a curated record